Messenger RNA from Lactuca saligna, 327 nucleotides. The record is from the annotation of a GenBank genome assembly. NCBI's taxonomy places the organism in Eukaryota, Viridiplantae, Streptophyta, Magnoliopsida, Asterales, Asteraceae.
AUGUCCGGAGCAGUUGUUGAUGUGAUUCAGAGAAUAUCAGUCUCCAUAUGCUCUUUAGUAACUAAGAAACUUGAGGUAAAUAGUGGAGAAUUGCCAUCUUCAGACAGCUCAAUUAAGGAAGAUCUAUCAAACUUGACUAUACGCCUUUUCCUUUAUAUCAAAGAGAGUCAUGGGAUCGAGAAGGCUUUUCAAUUUCUCAGCAAUAUAAGUGGACAGAAAAAAAACCUGCGAAUUGUUGCAAAUCUAACAGUAGAACGGGAUGGUGAACUUAAAAAGGCUGCACUAAAUUGUUUUGCCUCUGGUUAUAAGAUUCUUGGUGUUCUUUAA